AGUGUGCUAACUGUCGUGAAAGCACAUUGACAGAAAGCCGCGAGCAGGACGCUAAUAAGUCAGUCUUAUUAUUUGUUCUACAGUUUGAAAUAUUUUCGUCGUAUAAAAUACAUAUUUGAUUAUUUAGUUAAGGAUAAAGUGGUCUCGAUGCGCUAGAAGCACUGUGCCGCUUCUCGUGCUAUCUUUGCUUGUUAGUUAGCUUAGCUCGCUAGUUAGCUUAGCUUGUUAGCUGCUAACAGAAGACACAGAAGUUAUCAACACAUCGCUAAGUAGAGAUCAAGUGUGAGAGUAAAGUGUUGUGAUUGUGUGAAAAUGUCUACAUUACAAAUGUUGAGAGCGUUGGUGGAUCAGCGACUAACUGCUGCCGUUGAAGAAAUAUUUGUAGUGUUAGAAAGAAUGAUAGCAGAAUACGAGGCGGAACUUUCUAGAACAAAAGAGGAAAACUAUCAACUACUGGAAGCUGUUUUCAAGAAACAUCAAGUUGUGUUACACAGAACAGACGUCCAGCAGGUGUCAGCAGAGAGUCAUGAAGAGAUUCCCUGCAAGCAGCAGGAGUGGAGCUCCAGUGUGGGACAGACGGAGCUACAGGCCCCCUCCCACAUUAAAGAGGAGCAGCUUCAUGAUGAAGAUGAAGCUCAGUCCUUACAGCUUCAUCACAGUCAAAGUGAGGAGAACAGAGGGGCGGAGCUUGUAAGUCAACACAUCACAGAAGCUGAUGGAGAGCAUUGUGAAGAUAUAAAGUCAGAACCAGACAGCAUCUUUGCUCCACUGUCAGACAUGGACCACACGAUGUCACACUCUUCUGAUCACAGUGACCACAUCCAACAACCUUUGGAGAGUAAAAAUGACUCUAAAGGUGAUACGAGACAUCACACUAACAACAAACACUUUGACUGCUCUCAAUGUGGGAAAUCAUUUAGAUGGAAGAGUCUUUUUACAGUACACAUGAGAACACAUACUGGAGAGAAACCUUUUACUUGCUCUGUUUGUAAGAAGAGUUUCUCCUUAAAGCAACGCUUGACCAGACACAUGAGAGCACACACUGGAGAGAAUCCUUUUACUUGUUCUUUUUGUAAGAAGAGUUUCGCCACUAAGCAAAACAUGAUCACACACAUGAGAACACACACUGGAGAGAAACCUUUUCCUUGCUCGGUUUGUAAGAAAACUUUCUCCAGAAAGCAACACAUGACCACACACAUGAGAACACACACUGGAGAGAAACCUUUUCCAUGCUCAGUGUGUCCCAAAAGAUUCUCCAUAAAUGAGCAAAUGAAAAGACACAUGAGAACACACACUGGAGAGAAACCUUUUACUUGCUCUCUUUGUAACAAGGGGUUUUCCAGAAAGCUUAACAUGUCCACGCACAUGAGAACACAUACUGGAGAGAAACCUUUUACUUGCUCUGUUUGUAAGAAUAGUUUCUCCACAAAGCUUGUCAUGACCAGACACAUGAGAACACACACUGGAGAAAAACCGUUUAGUUGCACUGUGUGCGAUAAAACAUUCAGGGUUAAGAAUAAGGUCAGUAAACACAAGUGUGUAACAGUCAUGGAGGCUGCAGGGAUUUAAAUACACUUAAGCAGUGAUUGUGCUAAAUGUACUCUAAAACACAGCAUGUUUAAUAUGAAUGUAUAUUUUAUGUUGUAUGUAGUAGUGCUUCUCAUCUUCUACUGUUAUUCUAUGUUGUUCUGGAAUUACUUUUUAAGUUGUGUGCAUUUAUUGAAUAUCAUGUAUGUAGCUACUAUUUUAUUUUAUUUUCUCAUUGUUAAAGAGAGAACUUCUUAUUAUUUACAGUUGUUUUUUGUUCACACAUUUUCUUCCAUUGCAUUUUUAUUGAUGUUAUUAUCCAAUUAAAAGAAUGAAUGAAUAAAAUUGUUAACAAAAUGUGGA
Molecule: messenger RNA, 1890 nt
Organism: Nerophis ophidion (straightnose pipefish)
Lineage: Eukaryota; Metazoa; Chordata; Actinopteri; Syngnathiformes; Syngnathidae
Product: zinc finger protein OZF-like
Exons: 2
Coding region: 313-1569 (418 amino acids)
Biological process (GO): regulation of transcription by RNA polymerase II
Cellular component (GO): nucleus
Molecular function (GO): DNA-binding transcription factor activity, RNA polymerase II-specific; RNA polymerase II cis-regulatory region sequence-specific DNA binding
Source: RefSeq, a predicted model, not a curated record